Molecule: messenger RNA, 1866 nt
Organism: Paramecium tetraurelia
Lineage: Eukaryota; Ciliophora; Oligohymenophorea; Peniculida; Parameciidae
Exons: 3
Biological process (GO): reciprocal meiotic recombination
Cellular component (GO): nucleus
Molecular function (GO): double-stranded DNA binding
Source: RefSeq, a predicted model, not a curated record
AUGAAGUCUUUGAGAUUGAAAUUUUUUACUUAAGUGAACUCUUUUGGCAAAAAAUUAAUUAGCACAUCGGAUUAUUUUGCUUUAUAACCACAACUAAGGAUAUAAAAACAAAAAAAGUUUUCUACAUCUCUAGGAGCAUUUAUUACUUGUUGUAUAAUCACAAUCUGCAUUAUUCAGCUUAUUUCAUAAAUUUAGGAUAUAUUUGCUAGAAAUCAUCCUAAUGUAAUCACUUCUGAGUAAAUUUAAAGUUAAAUAAAGGAAUAUCAAUUACAUCCACAUAAUUAUACUAUUGCAUUAGCCUUAUUAGAUGGUAAGCUUUAAGCAAUUUAAGGGUAAAACUAAUAUUUUAAUAUCUCGAUAAUGAACUGUAAAAGAUAAAGAUAUCUAAAUGAAACAAAUGGAUAGAGAAUAUCUACAUUAGAUUGCUAUUAUUACCCUGUCGAAGAAUGUACAGAUGAACAUUUUCAGAAUGACUUCCAGCAAAAAUAUUUUUAAAGUUUUAAUAAAUCUGGAUUAUAUUGUGCUAAGAGAAAUGAUUGGGAUAAAAGACCGAUAAAAAUUUAAGGAACUCCAUAAUCAGAUGUAUUUUAGUAUAUUGAUAUAUUUAUAUCAAAAUGCAAAAAUACUACUGAAUUUGAGAAUUGUUCGUCAGAUGCACAAAUAAAUUCAAAAUUAUCAGGUAAUUAUUUGGUCAUACACACAUCUGAUAGUCUAACUAAGAUGUAGGAGUAUGAGAACUCUUUCGAAAAUAUAAUUUGUGCUAAAUAUUAUUUUUAUUCUGUCAGCAUCACCAAAACUAUGUUGUCGUAAUUAAAAUUAAUAGAAGUCUUAUCAGAUGGAGGAUUACUUACUACACAUAAUGAAAAAGAUUUCACCUUUUAAUAAUUGACAGUUUAGGAAGCAUCAGAAGUCUACAAUAAUCAAUAUAUUUUUAAAUACGGUAUAAUUAUAGAUUAAAGAAUGACUUAGUACACUAGAACCUAUUAAAAAUUGUAAAAUGCCUUUAGUAGUAUAGGAGGUCUAUUUCAAAUGUUAAGUUUAGUUUCUUAAAUAUUUUUAAAUCCUUUCACAUCGUUUUUAACAGAAAUCGAAAUGGCAAAUGAAUAUUUUAGAUUUGAAUCAAAUAAGAAAGGAAAAAGCACUCUAAACAAGAAACAAACAAACUUUUUCAUACCAUAGAAUUUAUGUUAAGAAAUUGUUGAAGAUGAGUUGCCAAAUACUUCAGGAAGAAUGCAAAAAGAGAAAUAAAAAUAGAUCAUUUAAACGAAUCGCCUUGAAAAUAGCAUUGAUAUUUAAAAGUUCUUAAACUAUUAGCAGUUGCAUCAAAAAAUGUCCAAGCAAGUUAUUUUUCAACUUGCAGUUUGUUGUAAUAGAUAGAAGAAAAAAUAAAUUCAUUAUGCUAUUGAUAAGGUUAUGUCUAAAUUGGAUGUAUCAUUUAUUAUAUAGAAGUUACAAGAGUUGGAUAAAUUGAAAUACUUGCUUUUAUCUAAUGAUUAAAUUAACCUAUUCAAUUAUAUUCCUAAGCCAUUGAUUCCUUUUGGAGUUUUUGAAUAGGAAUUUCAAGAAAAUAUUCAAAAUUUAGAGAAAAAAAUAUCAUAUAAAUUAAUAUUGGAUGAUGAAAAAUCUGAAAUCACUAAAAUUAAUGAGGCUUUUAAAAGCUAUUAAAAUUUAAAAUUAAAAGCAUACUUGUCUAAAACAGAUAAAUAAAUAUUAGAGUUCUUGGAUGACGAAAUCAAAUUUACUUUCGAUUAGCUUUUUGUUUAGAAUUUUAAAGGCCUUGAUUCUAAGGAUAUAAGACCUGCAUUUGAUUUGGAUAGUGUAUGUGAAAGUAGAUUUCCAGUAAGGGAUUCUAUGGAUGAAAAUUGA